UUUCGCUCCUUUCUAUAUGGCGGCCAAGUGUUGGCGCAUCUUCCUGGUGAGCGCCAACCCUAGGUAGAGGAAUGGCGCAUGGUCCUUACGCCAAGAGGCGUGUCGCCGGAAGAUCUCCGUCGCUGGGGGGCGGGUAUGCCGCGCGAUCGUCCCGCGGGCUGGCUGUGCGCGGCAAGGAAGGGGAUCGCAAGGCAAUUCGCAACCAGAUUCGCUCCAUCGAGCGCCUGCUCAAGAAGACUCUCCCUCUCGAGAUCAAGACCGCGCAUGAGAAGCGGCUGGAAGAUCUCAGGCGGCAGGCGGAGCUCCACGCGCAUCGGAAAUUGGCUCUGCGGGAUAGAAAGCUAAAGUUCUUUGAACGUAGGAAGCUUGAGAGAAGAAUUCGACGUCUGGAGAAGCAGCAUCGCUGGAACUUGGAUCAUCAUCCACACCAGGCAAAUGCCUCAAGACAAAUAGCCGGCAUCGCGGAUCAACUUGCAAGGCUGAAAGAAGACCUUGAAUACGUGCGGUUUUUUCCAAAGUCUGAAAGGUAUGUAUCACUGUUUAUCGGGAGUGACGACGAGCUCACGAGAUCCCGGAGGCUGGAAAUCCGUGAGAAGAUUAAAUCCCGACGAAGUGCUGCCGCGGCUGCGGGAACUGAGCUCGAAGAGACGGGGAGCGAAGACGAGGAGCCCAUGGACUUGAGCGAGGAUGAUAUAUUUAUCGAAGGAAGCUCCAGUGACGAUGCCGAUGCCGAUGAUGAGUGGACAGACAGAAGUCCGAGGCCAGGAGAUGACAGGGAUGAUACCUCAAGAGACACAGAUGUUGCUCCACAGCAUAGGGAGAGACGAGAGUCAGCCGCAAGGGUGCUCAUGCCGCCGCCUCGAGCCAUGAACACGAACAGCAUGGUCGUAAGGAACGUUUCGGUCGCCAGGAACAACUGCAACGCAAGCUAUUCUUCUAGCACCAGUGAAGAUGCGAUGCUGAGCUGCAAUUCUUCGUCGGGCAUCAGCUCUGAGGUGAUCAAGGUCACUGAUCGCGAGCCAUUUGUCGAAUUCGUGAGUGCGGGCGAGAGCUCGUCAUCCUUCUCUGAUCACUCCAAUGACAGCUAUAACGACACAUUUGAUGAGCGAAGGAAGAAGAAACUAAAGCUUCCCCUAUGAAAUUUGUUUUAUUAGGCGCGAUACACUAUAUGAAGCUAAUUCUUGUAAUAGUGAUUUUCAAUUUAGUAAAUUUAUAAUAUUAUUUCU
This is a messenger RNA of Selaginella moellendorffii, 1226 nucleotides long. RefSeq names its product rRNA-processing protein EFG1-like. Lineage: Eukaryota; Viridiplantae; Streptophyta; Lycopodiopsida; Selaginellales; Selaginellaceae. Gene Ontology annotation, cellular component: nucleolus; preribosome, small subunit precursor. Gene Ontology annotation, biological process: maturation of SSU-rRNA from tricistronic rRNA transcript (SSU-rRNA, 5.8S rRNA, LSU-rRNA). The transcript is spliced from 7 exons. The record is from RefSeq and is a predicted model, not a curated record. Bases 72 to 1139 code for a protein of 355 amino acids.